Molecule: messenger RNA, 774 nt
Organism: Komagataella phaffii GS115
Lineage: Eukaryota; Fungi; Ascomycota; Pichiomycetes; Pichiales; Pichiaceae
Product: Alpha 7 subunit of the 20S proteasome
Exons: 2
Coding region: 1-774 (257 amino acids)
Biological process (GO): ubiquitin-dependent protein catabolic process
Cellular component (GO): proteasome core complex, alpha-subunit complex; proteasome core complex; nucleus
Source: RefSeq, a predicted model, not a curated record
AUGUCGUCUAUUGGUACUGGAUAUGAUCUUUCAAACGCCAUUUUCUCCCCAGAUGGUCGUAAUUUCCAAGUGGAAUACGCUUCUAAAGCAGUAGAAAAUGCUGGUACCUCAAUUGGUAUUAAAUGUAGAGACGGUGUGGUUCUUGCCGUUGAAAAAAUCCAAACAUCUAAAUUAUUGGUAGCUGGUAGAAACAAACGAAUUCAAUCCAUAGACAGACAUAUCGGAGUGGCUUACUCUGGAAUUAUCCCAGAUGGCCGCCAUUUUGUUAACAGGGGACGAGACGAAGCCCAAUCUUUCAAAUCUUUGUAUAAAGAUCCCAUCAAAGUUCCUAACUUGAUAGACAGGGUUGGUCUCUACGUCCAAAACUACACAUGCGCUAACUCCGUUCGUCCAUUUGGAAUCAAUGCAAUCGUUGGAGGCGUUGAUGAUGAUGGCGCUCACCUUUACAUGAUUGAGCCAAGUGGAGUUUAUUGGGGCUAUUGUGGUACCGCUAUUGGCAAGGGAAGGCAGACGGCUAAAGCUGAGUUAGAGAAACUGGACCUGCCUAAUAUUUCAGUUAAAGAUGGUGUUAAGGAAGCUGCUAGAAUCAUAUAUUUGGCUCAUGAGGAUAACAAAGAUAAAGAAUUCGAAUUAGAGAUUUCCUGGGUCAGCCAAAGUGAAACUGGUGGGCGACAUGAAUUCAUUCCACAGGAACUGUUUGACGCAGCCGUGCAGUAUGCUCAAGAAGAAGACGAUGAUGAAGAAGAAGAGGAUGAAGAUGUUGAAGUUCAAUAG